AUGUAUUCCUCAUGUACCCUACACUACACUACGAUCGUUGACUUGAACAGGGAAUCGGCUGCGUAUCCCUCACGCAGGAGGAUACCGAAGGCGGUAUCGAGCAAGGAGCUCGAUGACUGUGACAGGCACCUGGUACUCAUUCUUGCAGCCAGUUGUUUGACGGGUGCCUGUUCAACCCAAGGGCUACUUCCGACUCGGAGUCUCGCAGGCACAUACCACUGUGAAGAUGACUCGAUGAUCUACGACAAGACUACGCACCGAGAGGCGGAGUUCAAAUUGUAUACGUUGACUUUCGACGUGCUAGACGUCGACCUUGAAGCACCUUGUCCGUCUUCAAAGCUCUUGUUUAACAAGCCUAGCCUUGGUUCCACUAAGAGUGAGUGGACUGAACUUGACUUUGCUGGAGGGGUUACGGGGUUAUGGACAAGAUGUAGAACGUGUAUUUCUCGUGUACACUACACUAUGCACUUGGCACCGUGUAGAGGAAUCGGCGGUGUAACCCUCAUGCAGCUGAUGCGGAAUCUGAGGGGAUUGGUCAAUGGUCAAGAGGAUGCGGCGGAUGGAAGGUCGUCUGUGGCUGUGGAGGGUAGUCGACGACUCAAGAGGCUGCAUGCAGAAUACGGGAGGGACGUCGGUGGCUGUAGAGGACAGCCGUCGUCGAGGGAGGCAUCUGUUUGGAGGGAGGGACGGUCGUCUUUGAGGGUCGUAGUCGUCUUGAGCCAGUCGACGAAAGGGAAAAUCGGGAUUCGGAAGGGUGUUGGACGAGGGAGCAACGUUGGUGUUUGGCGGGAGAUAGUAGAGAGGCAGUAG
Molecule: messenger RNA, 810 nt
Organism: Desarmillaria tabescens
Lineage: Eukaryota; Fungi; Basidiomycota; Agaricomycetes; Agaricales; Physalacriaceae
Exons: 13
Coding region: 1-810 (269 amino acids)
Source: RefSeq, a predicted model, not a curated record